Molecule: messenger RNA, 1855 nt
Organism: Hermetia illucens (black soldier fly)
Lineage: Eukaryota; Metazoa; Arthropoda; Insecta; Diptera; Stratiomyidae
Gene: Cog8
Product: conserved oligomeric Golgi complex subunit 8
Exons: 5
Coding region: 98-1786 (562 amino acids)
Biological process (GO): intra-Golgi vesicle-mediated transport
Cellular component (GO): COG complex
Source: RefSeq, a predicted model, not a curated record
ACAUCAGCUGAUUGGUCGAUGUUGGUGUUCUACGUCAAAAUUGUUUUGCUGUCAUUUUUGCGGAGUUGAUGAGGAGUUGUCGGUAUCGUAAUUAGGAAUGGAUUUAGAAAGCGAAAGAGUCCUGAAACUCAUAUUUCCCAAAGGGGUUCCGGAGUCACUGGAAAACCGGCCGGAACUCUUCUCAUAUCUGGAAAAACUUGGCACCUACAAAGUCGAGCAGCUGAAAAAGGAGGAGUCUCGUCUCGAAGAGGAAAAUAAGUCAAUUAUUGAGCAAACGCAGGAUUUAGCGAUAUCAAAUUACAAAACCUUCAUCCAAACAUCUGAAUGCUCGCGGCAGAUUUUCAAUGAGUUCCAGAGGACUGAGACCCGUGUCGAUGCCCUCAUAGAGAAGUUGCCCGAGUUCAGUCAGAAAUGCGAGAAGUUUUUAAAUGAAACGAGCGAAAUAAAUGCGAAAAGACGCCUCAAUUCCAUAACAUUGAAAAGAAAUGCGCAGUUGCUGGAAAUUUUAGAGCUUCCACAACUGAUGGAGCGGUGCAUUCGGGAGGGACGGUACGAAGAGGCCCUGGAACUAGCCGCGUAUGUGCAGAAGCUGGGACAAAAACAUGGUGAAAUUCCGGUUAUAAAUAACAUUGUGGUCUCCAUCGAAGCAUCAUGGCAUACGAUGCUCGUUCAGCUUUUGGCUCAGUUGCGGACAGAUCUUCAACUGCCCAGGUGCUUACAGGUCGUUGGGUACUUGCGGCGGAUGCAGGCGUUCGGCAACGCAGAAUUGAAGUUGAAGUUCUUGCAGGCCAGAGAUGCGUGGCUGUGUGAUGUUUUGAAUUCCAUUCCCAAAGAUGAUCCUCAACAACAUUUGACGAAGACAAUCGAGCUAACGAGGAUAAACGUUUUCAAUAUCAUCACUCAGUAUAAGGCCAUUUUCCCGGACGAUAAUAUUCCAACGUCAGCUGGAGAUUUGGCGUCGGGCGAAGGUAGCAGGAUAUUCCACGCUUGGUUGCAUAGAAAGAUUGACAACUUCCUACAAACACUGGAAAUGGAUUUGCAACGUGGAGUUUCAUCAUUAGAUGCUGUUCUCGGUCAAUGUAUGUAUUUCGGACUUUCAUUCAGCCGUGUUGGGGCUGAUUUUCGUGCACUAAUGGCACCAAUUUUCGUGCGUGUAAUUUUGCAAAAUUUCAAUAACCACAUAAGAAAGGUGAAUCAGGACUUCGAAUCAGAUCUUGAAAAGUACACUCUCAUCAAUAAAGUAACUUCCGGAAUCCAUCGUCGCAAAGAAGAAAUCACUCCAACAGAUUCAUAUUCUCCGCCGGAAACUCUUCUUGAUUAUCAUCCACUAGCGUCGUUAUGUAAUGGAUACUUGAACGUAUUGAAUGAUCUACGUUUAUGCGCUCCCAUCUCUUUGGCAAUUGAUGUUACGCGAACAUUAGAGAGCUCGCUUAAGACAGUGGCGAAAAAUAUUUUAUUGUUUUACAAGCAGGAGCAACAAGCUUUCACUGGAAAUGAACGCGAGAGUUUUGUGAAGCUUUGUUCCUGUUUCGCAUACGAUUUGAUACCAUACAUCCAGCGCUGUGUCCACGCAAUUUUCCCACAGUCUACACUGACCAAUCAUCUUGGAAUCAAUUUGAUAACACUUCAAAAGGAGAAAAUAACAUUUUUUGAUCAGAAAGAUAUUCUGGACCCAUUAAAACAUCUGCUUCCAGAUAAAAUUGACGUUAUUUUGAUGCAAACACAAGAGGCAGUGUUAACAAGUGUCUCGGCGCCUGUUGUAACAACAGUACAACAAGAAACGUAGAUUCGUUUUUAUUACAUUCAAUAUUUUAUUUAUAUAUAUUGUAUUAUAUUCUGAUUAAUAAAAUUAAAA